AGGCGCGGCCCCAUUCCUGCCCGCCGACAGGCGGCGCGGGGCCCUUAAAGGGGCCGUUCCCGCCCGCCCCAGCGGGGCCGCGGGUUCGCGUCCCGGCUCGGCCUACUUCCGCCUCCAGGGCCUGGGCCCUGCCGCUGCUAUGGCCUGCCGCCUCCAGAAGCUGUUCGGGACCGACGGGGACCUGGCGGACGAGGAUUUCCUCUCUGCCGUGGAGGACGCAGAGAACCAGUUCGUGGUCCCCAGACGUUUGUCACCCAGCGAUAGCCCAGUCUCUCCCAGUGUGCAGUCUCCAGCUCCCAGCCUGCAGCCCCUCCGCGCAUUGGGACCCCAGCUCGGUCACUGUGCCGGUAAACCCCCCGGCCUGCGGCCCCUCGCCAGGCAGGGGGAACAGCCCACGGGCUGCCAGGGACCCCCAGCCGGGGGAGCAGCCCCCCAGGAUGAGCUGGACAAUGAUCUCUUCCUGGCUGCCUGCAUGGAGCUGGAGGGCCCCGAGCUGCCGGCGGGGGCAGGUGCUGCCCGGCCACCCCCAGGCCAGUGGGAGAAGCCCCCACAGAUACGCAUGGGGCAGGAGAGCCCCCAGGAAUGGGGGGCCCCCAAGAAGCUGCGGGUGGGAGAGGAGCUGGUCUCCCCUGGCUCUGGGGGGCUGGAGGACAGGCAGGACCCACUGCCUGCCCCACAGGCAGCUCCCACUCCUAAGCUGGUGCUGCGGCCCAGCGCAGCUGGUGCCUGCCCUCCCAGACCCCCCACCAUCCCCCUGGGAAAACCAGGUGGCUCCUGGGGCUCUGUCCCUGCUCCCAGAGGUCCAGCCCCGAGGCCUUUCCAAGCAUCCCCACGUUGGCCGGGAGCGAGCAGCUCCUCCGAGGGGCUGCGGGUGCCCCGGACCCCCAUGGCGCAGACUCCCCGGCAGAGCUGCCCCCCACCCCGGCUGCCCCGUGGCCCUCCCACCAACCCACCAGCCUUGAUGAGCUGUGUGGAGCCCCCGCCGAGGCAGCCGCCCAGGCUGGCCCCAGGCAGCCUGCAGACGCCAGUGGUCACCAACCACCUCGUGCAGUUGGUGACGGCAGCCAGCAAAGCACCCGGGGCUGCCCCCCGUCUCCCACCGCAGGGGAAGACUCGCCGGUUCCCGGGGCCUGCCGGGAUCCUGCCCCAGCAGCACGCCGGGAAGCUGCUGGAGGAGAUCCUUGUUUCUGCUCCCCAAACUCCAGCUCAUGGGGCUGUGGCGAAGCCGCGGACAGAGGGACUGCCCAGCUCCUCGCCACCCACAGAAGAGGAUUUUGGGAAGGGCCCCUGGCUUGCCAUGAAGACAGAGCUGGGGCUGGACGAGAGGGACCCUGGCUGCUUCCUCAGGACCUACAGCGUGGUCAUGGUGCUGCGGAAGGCAGCCUUGAAGCAGCUCCCGAAGAACAAGGUCCCCAGCAUGGCGGUAAUGAUCAAGACCCUGACGAGGACCAAUGUUGAUGCUGGUGCUGUGUUCAGGGACCCGACUGGAGAAAUACAGGGCACGGUGCAUCGCCUGCUGCUGGAAGAGAGACAGAGCGAGCUCAGGCCUGGCUCGGUGCUGCUCCUGAAACAGGUGGGCGUCUUCUCCCCAUCCCACCGCAACCACUACCUCAACGUCACCCCCAACAACCUGCUCAAGAUCUACCCACCGGAGCCCGAGGGCAGCUUCUCACAGUCGUCACCGUCGCAGCAGAAGGUCCCUGCCCAGGCUGGGCUACUCCUGGACCACCCCGCACAGUCCCUCCGGCAUGUCCCUGCCCCUGGGGACUGGGGACGAUCGAGGAUGGGCAGCCACAGCACAGAGCGGUCUCCUGGGGGCUUCUCCCUGCACCCCCAGAGCCCCGGGCCUGGGCGAGAAGAGCCAGUGGGAGCUGACAUCUGCGACAUGGAUGACCUGGAUGGGCUGCUGGGAGAGCUGCCUGAGGAUUUCUUCUCCACUCCGGCCCAAGCUGACUGCUGCUGACCUCAGGGAGCUGCGGCACAGCCAUGGGGCUGGGGAAACGGUUACUGCUGGCGUGGCCUGGGCUGAACCGUGGCCUGGCAAGGAGGCUGAGCAAGCAGGCGAUGCACUGACCAGCCCCCUCCUCCUUUCUCUGUACGUCUGUUGUGUUUGUGCUGGAGCCGAGAGCGGGGGGACCUGGGGAGUCCCGGGUGGGCACAGCCU
Haliaeetus leucocephalus (bald eagle) is the source of this 2164-nucleotide messenger RNA. RefSeq names its product chromosome unknown open reading frame, human C17orf53 (gene HROB). The annotation marks the transcript as partial. The transcript is spliced from 10 exons. The record is from RefSeq and is a predicted model, not a curated record. Lineage: Eukaryota; Metazoa; Chordata; Aves; Accipitriformes; Accipitridae. Gene Ontology annotation, biological process: recombinational repair.